AUGGCCCAGCACUGUUCAGACAAUCAACGCAUAUGGGCCCACAGAGUGCUCAGUUCUGGUACUAUUGGAACGUCGGUCGCCUCGGUGAGCUGGGUGGUCGACCCCGAGAACCACCAUAGGCUCGCACCGCUUGGGUCGGUCGGCGAGCUGCUAGUGGAAGGGCCGAUCCUGGCGCGCGGCUAUCUCAACGACGCCCACAAGACGGCGGCGUCGUUCAUCGACGACCCCGCCUGGCUGCUGGAAGGGUGUGGCAGCCACGCCGGGCGACGGGGGAGACUGUACAAGACAGGCGACCUGGUUCGGUACAACGCCGACGGUAACCUGGUCUGCCUGGGCCGCAAGGAUAGCCAGGUCAAGGUGCGCGGGCAGCGGGUGGAGCUGGGCGAGGUGGCGCACCACGUGCGAGAGUGCAUGCCGGCAGCGGAGCGAGUGGCAGUCGAGGUGGUCCUGCCGACAGGAGAAGGGGCUAGCGCAAUGUUAGCGACUUUCUUGCAGCUGGACAGUGAAGAGAGCGAAGCAGUGCAGACGGACGAGGCGGCCAAUGCUGGCUCGAUAGCGCGAGUGAUCUUUCCAGCCAGCGUAGACGCGAAGCUGGCGGAGCAGCUACCCAGCUAUAUGGUACCACAAGUGUAUUUUGCGGUCGUCGAGCUGCCGACGACGACGUCUGGCAAGACGGACCGGCGGCGGCUGCGCGAAAUCGGCGCAUCGUUCUCGGCGCAGCAGCUGGCAGAGCUGCGGACGGCGAGCGAGGGCGGAGGCGCCAAGCAGGCGCCGUCGACGGAGGCGGAGCGGACGAUGCAGCAAUUGUGGGCGCGGGUGCUGAACAUCAAGCCCAGCAGAAUUGGCCUCGACGACAGCUUCUUCCGCCUAGGUGGCGACUCAAUCACAGCCAUGCAGCUGUCUGUAAGCGCUCGUCGGCUUCACAUCCGCCUCUCUACACGCGACGUCUUUCUGAAGAAGACUAUCCGGCAACUUGCCCGCAAUGUCGAUGCGGAAGAGCCUCUCGCUUUGCUGACAGCCACCAGAGACGCUACUGACAUACUGUUCAACCUCUCGCCAAUCCAGGAGCUAUAUCUCUCACUCGAAAGCACUGGCAAAGCCUGCUUCGACCAGUACUUCUUCUUACGCCUCAGCGACCCGACACAGAAAGAGCUGCUGCACUCGGCUUUCUGCACCCUUGUCGACCGGCACUCUAUGUUGAGAGCUCGGUUUUGCAGACCGAACGGCGGCGCGUGGCAACAGUACAUCUCAGACUGUGUCGAUGCGUCUUUUGCUGUGCAGUACGUCCAGUCCAGUGACCCUGAGGUGAUCACACAGGCAAUCGCCGACUGUCGCAACUCUUUGGACAUCGAGAAUGGGCCUGUCGUGGCAGCCGUGCUGUGCGACGAGGGCGGCCAGCAGUCUCUGUUCACUGUGGCUCACCACCUGGUGAUUGACCUGGUCUCAUGGCGCGUGCUUCUGGAAGAGCUGGAGGAGUUGUUGUUGAAUCGAGUGCUUCCUCCAGUAUCCUCACUUAGUUUCCCAACCUGGGUCAUGGCCCAAACCGAGUACAUCACGAAGCAUGUGGUCCCUGAUAGCGCAUCACACGCUGAGGAACACAAGAAUCAGCUGUCCUACUGGGACGCACAUUCCGAUACUGUCAUGUAUGGCAACACGGUCACUGAGCAGUUUACACUGGACAGCUGGACGACCUCUGCUCUCCUUGGAAGCUGCAACGAGGCGUACGAAACACGUCCUUUUGAGCUCAUGAUAGCCGCUCUGAUCUACUCUUUCACUCUUGCCUUUCCUGAUCGAAGUUCGCCCACAAUCUUCACCGAGACCCACGGGCGCGAAGUGUGGGAUGACAGCAUCGACCUGAUGCGAACUGUAGGAUGGUUUACGAGCAUGUAUCCUGUGAAGGCUUCGUGCAGUCGGGAAGACAGCCUGCUCCGUACCAUCUGCCAAACCAAAGACUGCGCUCGCGCGUUCAAGCACAAUGGCUGGUUGUACUUUGCAUCUCAGUUUGCAGAUCAGCGCUGUGCUGACGCUUUCAAGUCCAUAUUCCCUGUGGAGGUGACAUUCAACUACUCAGGCGUCUACCAGCAGCUCGAACGCAAGGAGUCCCUCUUAAAGCAAGGCGUUGUCCCUGGAGCAUGCGACCCCACGUCUAUGGCAGCAACACCGCGGCUCUCUUUGUUUGAGGUCUCCUGCCACAUCGAGAACGGUUGCGCGCACGUCGCUGUUGUGAGCGACAGUACUGUAAGAUACCAGGAUCGCAUUGGAGACUGGGUCCGGCAAUACAAGACCACCUUGUUAAGUAUGCCGUCCCUCCUCCAGGGCCGCGGUCAUGAAUGGACGCUGAGCGACCUUCCACUCGCCUUCACGUCGUACCAAGACCUUGACCACUUCUGCAACCAUACGCUGCGUGGGCUGCACAUCCGACCAGAAGACGUCGAAGAUGUCUAUCCUUGCUCUCCAAUGCAGCAAGGCAUACUCAUCAGUCAGAGCAAAGACGCAAACGCCUAUCGCACCUGCUUGGUGUUUGAAGCUGUAUCUUUGCAAGACACAGAUGUUGACUGCUCUCGAUUACAGCAGGCUUGGAGGGCUGUAGUCAAGCGACACUCGCUGUUACGGACGCUUCUGGUGGACAACGUUCCCGGGAGCUCAGGAACCACCAACGUUGUGCUGAAGAACCCAGAGCCGGCCAUCUCGUUUUACCGCGCGGCAGGAAGUAAGGCGACGAUUGAGUUCUUCCGUGCGCGCCGCAUUCCUGGCCCUCAGCAGGCAAGCGAGCUGCAGCACCAUCUCUCCAUCUGCCAGCUCGAGAACGGUCGGGUGUACCUCUGUCUUGACAUCAACCAUGCUAUCUUUGACGGUCAUGCGAAGGGAGUGCUUUUACGCGAUUUGCAGUCAGCCUACAGUGCCGAUCUUGACCCGCACGGCGCCUCGUUCCGAGAUGUUGUGUCGUAUCUAGUGCAGCAGCCGCAGGAGAGCGCAUUCCAGUACUGGGUCGGGUACUUACGUGGCAUCGAGCCGUGCUACUUCCCCUCAAUGGCAGACGGGGAGGGCGGAACCUACAGAGACGGACUGGUGCAGGUACAAGGGCUCGAUAUGAACGACAUCCACGCUUUCUGCCAACAGUGGGAGCUCACAACCGCUACCAUCAUACAGACUGCAUGGGCCUUGGUACUUUCUGCUUACACAGGAUCUAAAGCUCCGUGCUUUGGCACUCUCUCCUCAGGACGCGAUCUGCCGAUCGAGAAAGUCCAAGAGAUCGUCUGUCCAAUGAUCAACAUGCUCGUCUGUCGGCUAGCGAUCAGCGAAGAGCAGACUGUGCUAAGUGCACUAAGGUCUGUACAGGAAGACUACUCGAACAGCCUUCCAUACCAAACGUUCCCCCUCGCAAAUGUGCAUAGCGCUCUGCAGCUGGGGACCUCCCCCCUGUUCAACACUGCCUUGUCUCUCCAACGGGCUGAUGUUGUGCAGGAAGAUGGAGCAGACAGCAUCAUCUUCCGUGAACAAGAGGGCCUGGACCCAACAGAGUACGAUAUCGUUGUCGGCGCUGCCUAUGAUAGUAUGUCGUUGGCUGUCGGGAUGCAAUUUCGGACUAGCUGUAUGAGCCAAGGGCAAGCAACGCGUGUAGCUGGGGCCUUUGGGAAAGCAAUCAAAGAGUUAAUCACUAGACCAGAUUCACGCAUAUCCGACUUGACAUUGUUGGCGGAUCAAGAUGUUAGCCAACUCUGGACGUGGAACUGCGAGGUGCCGGCGGCAGUCGAGCGCUGUGUCCACGACCUGUUCGCCGAACAAGCAGCAGCUCAGCCUAAUGCGCCCGCCAUCUGUGCUUGGGACGGCGAGCUGACACACAGCCAGCUCGACGUACUAUCAACCAACCUAGCAAGUCACCUUGUCCAGAUCGGCGUCAAGCCCGAAGACAUGGUGCCACUGUGCUUCGAGAAGUCGAUGUGGACAGUGGUGGCCAUGCUGGCCGUGCUCAAGGCCGGCGGCGCCUUCGUACCACUGGAUCCCGCCCAUCCACGCAGCCGGCAUGACGAGAUUCUCAAGCAGACUAAGGCCAGCGUACUGCUCACGUCGGCCCAUCACGAAGCACUUUGGCAGCACUUAGAACUUGCUGUGGUCACCGUAAGCGCAGCGUCUAUCACUCUCUUGAGCGACGAACCUAGCAUCGGCUCUACAGCAAUGAUUACUCCAAGCAAUGCGGCCUACGUGAUAUUCACGUCUGGAAGUACUGGAAUGCCUAAAGGCGUUGUUAUAGAACACCAAGCACUCUCGACUUGCUGCCGUGAGAGAAAGAGAUUCGGGCUUACACAGCACACACGAGCUCUCCAGUUCGCUUCCUACACGUUUGAUGCUUGUAUUGCUGAGAUUAUGACGACACUACUGUCUAGUGGCUGUGUUUGCGUGCCUUCUGAGGCCGAUAGACACGGUAGUCUGUCCCAGGUUAUACGUGCUAUGAAUGUUAACUGGGCAGUGCUUACACCGUCUGUCGCAAGGCUCCUAGAACCAACCGAGGUACCUUCUCUAAACGUUGUAAUACUAGCUGGCGAACAUGUUACUUUGGCAGAUUGGCAGAGAUGGGCUAGUUAUGUCCAAGUGAUAGAUGCAUACGGACCUACAGAAUGCUGCAUCUGCUGUACAGUAUACACAGAUGCUCAGUCAUUC
Molecule: messenger RNA, 4659 nt
Organism: Bipolaris sorokiniana ND90Pr
Lineage: Eukaryota; Fungi; Ascomycota; Dothideomycetes; Pleosporales; Pleosporaceae
Exons: 3
Molecular function (GO): phosphopantetheine binding; catalytic activity
Source: RefSeq, a predicted model, not a curated record